Molecule: messenger RNA, 1425 nt
Organism: Osmia bicornis bicornis
Lineage: Eukaryota; Metazoa; Arthropoda; Insecta; Hymenoptera; Megachilidae
Gene: Dpit47
Product: DNA polymerase interacting tetratricopeptide repeat-containing, protein of 47 kDa
Exons: 6
Coding region: 180-1349 (389 amino acids)
Molecular function (GO): Hsp90 protein binding
Source: RefSeq, a predicted model, not a curated record
GAAAUAAGAAGCUUUCUUCGUCGAUAAAGGCGUUUUCUAUGAAACUUAUAAAUGACAUACGUUGUGUCACGUGUAAUUUUAAAGGUUAGGGUGUGUAAAAACAAUCUGUUUUUCAUCAAAAUCAGUUCAAUUUAAAAAACAAAUUGGUAUUACUGAUAUCGUUACACAUAUUUUUAACCAUGGAACAGAAGGCAAGUGGAAAACAGAAUAAAACUUGGACCGACGAAGAACGAUUGGCACUUGCUUCAAAAUUAGAUGCAGAAUUAGAUGAAUAUAUUAGUAAUUUAGAAAAAAAGAGUUAUACAGAGGGAUGGCCAGAAGAUCGGUGGGAAGAAGAGAUGGAAAAGCAUCCUUUCUUUAUGAAAAAGGCUCCAGAACCAGGAGAGGAACUUUCUCCGUUAAUGGAAGGCUUACAACAACUCAAAUAUGGAGCAUAUGAGAACACACCUGAGGAACUUGCUAAUAAUUAUAAAGAGGAUGGGAACUUUAAUUAUAAAUAUAAAAAGUAUAGAUUAGCUAUUUUAAGUUACACAGAAGGCAUAAGAACCAAAUGCAAAGAUAACGACUUAAUGGCUCAGCUUUAUAACAAUAGAGCUGCUGCACAUUUUAUGUUAAAGAAUUAUCGAUCGAGUCUCAAUGAUUGUAAACAUGCUCUAAAAUUAAAACCAAACUAUACAAAAGCUCUGAACAGAGCUGCCACUUGUUGUUUUCAUAUAAAAGUCUAUGAUCAAUGUAUCGAUCUUUGCGAUCAAUUACUUGAUCAGUCUCCAACUGACAAAGAAAUUUUAAAUUUAAAAUCACAGGCAGUAGCUGCUAGAGAACGUUUGAAAAGAGACAAAAGAAAACAAGAGAGAUUAGAAAAGAAAUUAGACAAAGAAGAAGAAGAGUUACUAAGUAUCAUAAAAAGUAAGGGUAUCGGUUUGGAGUUAAUUGAGGGGAAAAAAAAUCCUGAAUUAAAAGAUUUAGAGCCUCAAGUACCACAGAUAGCACAGAGUAGGGUUCAUCUGGAUGCACAAAAUAAGCUCAUUUGGCCUGUAAUGAUUUUAUAUCCAGAAACACAUCAAACAGAUUUCAUACAAAAUUUCCAUCAGGACACAUUAUUAAUUGAACAAUUAGAACAACUAUUUAAUGAACCACCUGAAUGGGACACGGAACGGCGUUAUACUCUUCAGAAUAUAAAUGUUUAUUUUGAGGGUAAAGAUAAAUGCUCUAUACACAAGGUGAACGCCCAUCAUUCCCUCGAGAAAAUAUUGCAAGAUGAACGAUUUAUAGUUCGCGGAGGAACCCCGGUGUUCUUAAUAUUCGUAAAAAGUAGCGAGGCUGAAAAACGAUUCUUAGCCAACUACUAAUUAAUGGUACAUAUGAUUUUGUGUAUAAAUUUUUGAAGAAAAUUAAUAAAUUAUCUCCUCCUUUGAUUGUUUUAAA